UUUGCAGCUGUUAACUACUUAGCAUUCUCUGCAGUUUUCAGACUUUAUUCUGGCUGAUACGCAUCAUUGAUUUUUUCAACUUCGAAAAGUUUGGAUGAUUUGAAAUAUCCUGCUGAAAGUUUGAAUUCAAAAUUUCCUGGUGAAUCUUGCUUGGUGACAUAGCAAAGCACUUGUUAGUUUUCCAGAAGUCUAAUAACUCUAACUCUGUUGGCUGAUAUUUUUACAAAUUACGCCACAAGAUGGCGAUAAAUAUGCCCAGCAGCACCAAGAUUUUGGGUGCCGAACUUGCGAAGAUGCAUGAGCAACCUGUCGAAGGAUUCGCAAUUCGAUUAGUCGACUCGAAUUUAUACGACUGGCAUGUAGCGCUCUUCGGACCUCCAAAUACACUUUAUCAGGGCGGUUAUUUCAAGGCUCAUAUGAAGUUUCCCAUGGAUUAUCCAUAUUCUCCGCCUUCAUUUAGAUUUUUAUCCAAGAUGUGGCAUCCAAAUAUAUAUGAGAAUGGUGAAGUCUGCAUCUCUAUAUUACAUCCACCAGUUGAUGAUCCACAGAGUGGUGAACUCCCGUCGGAAAGAUGGAAUCCAACACAGAAUGUCAGGACCAUUCUUUUGAGUGUCAUCUCACUACUAAAUGAACCAAACACAUUUUCACCUGCAAACGUUGAUGCAUCCGUUCAAUAUAGAAAAUGGAAAGACUCGAAGGGAAAAGAAAAAGAAUAUGAAGCCAUAGUAAGAAAGCAAGUUCGAGACACAUCAAAAGAUGCAGAAAAGGACGGAGUAAAAGUACCGACUACAUUGGCUGAAUAUUGUAUUAAAACACGAUUGCCAAGCAAAGACUCGUCUGUAAACAUGGAUGACAUUGACGAGGAUUAUAAUAUUUAUGAUGAUGAUUAUGACGAAGAUGAAUCAGAUAGUUGUGAUGACAACGAGGACUAUUGCGAUGAUGAUAGUGGUGCACACGAGGACUCAUGAUGAUUUGAGUUCGACCCUCGGCAUUGACGGAUCUCCCCCUAUUUAGUCCGACGUUCAUCAUACUUUUUCAAUGGCCAAAGCUGUUUCUUUUUGAACGGCAAUACGCAGAUAUCCUCUAAAAUGAGCUGAGUUUUUUUUUAUUUUUUGUCACGCGGCUAGCACUUGUACUUGGUGAUUGAAAAUGUGUAUCUUUGACAUAAUGAUGCCUUUAAACCACAUCAAUUAUCGAGACUCCAUUGGAUAUGGAUUUAAAUAAACUAAUAUUUCCACCUUGUUCUUUGGCCACCUCGUAAUGAGAAGGUAGGGGUGGAGAAUCUGCUCUGGUCGGAUUUUUGGAUUCAAAAUGAGUUGCGGAUAAAUAUUGAUGACAAUGAGACCCUAUCAUAUUAUAUGAACUAUCGUUUGGAAGUCGGAAUUGAUUUGUGAAUAAUAUAGCCUGAUUUUUUUGACUUUGAUUUGUAUUUCAUGCAAUAUGACGAGUUGCACAGUUUUUAUGGUAAGUCAUGCAUGUGUACCAGCUUGAGAGCAAAUUUUAUAAAGAAGUGGUUAUCUGUAUAGCGCGUUGCUUUAAAAAGACAAAACUCAUUAAAUGAAAAAUUCAACAUUUUUUAAUCUGUGAAACUUGAAUGUAUCAAAGUAUUAGGAAAGCUACUCUCAACUCAGCAGAAAAUAUGGCCGUUGCCAGCAACAAUGAUUGAAUUUUUGGUCUAGCACUGACUCGGGACCAGAAUUUUCAUGACAGCAAUUAUUUGGCUGCUUCAAGUGCACAUUUGUCUACAUUAUUACUUGAAUUUAUUUCUAGCGUUUAUUUGAUUACAUAAAGCCAGUAAUAUAUUCAUUAUUAUUGUCAUUUUUUUGAAAGCAUUGUUUUCUGUAUACAAAGUUUUCUUACUAGACGGGCUUGUCGUUCAGCACAUCUCUUUUUUGUUUGUGUAAUUGUUAUCGCUUUCUUUCUAUGUCUUUCUAAUAUUCUUCUUUGAUUGUAUCCAUUUAUGUGUUUCUGACGUUUUUUUGAGUUGGAGUGUGUCAGUCUGGUGAGUUUAAUGUGCUAUUUACACAGUCCGUAUUUUAUCGAACAGUGACAUACGCGUGUAAUAUAGAAAGCCUAAGAAUUUAUAGUUUAACCUUCUAUAGUAAUCACUUUGGCAUGAUACCUAACAUUUUUCGACUCGUGUUACGCAUUUGGGUGUUGUGUUCUUCACCAAAUUGUUAUUCCUCGAUUUUUUCUGAUUGACAUAUUUGUGAUAACAAAUUUAACUAAUACGUAUUUGGUUUAUGGUGAGUCGGAUGUUUAAUAAUAAGAAUCCACAACAUCGAACUUAAAAUCUCCUUAUAUCAGUCGUUUUGAGGUUUUAUGACAUCACAACAGAUUUACUUUCUAUGGCAAAAUUAAUCGAAACUGGAAUCAAGAUAAUUACCAGUUAAUCGGAAUUAAUUACGAAAAAUUUGAAAUUUUCAUUUGGUGUUGGUUGAAAUCAAUGAUAUUUAUAGAAAGUCUGAUAUUGAGACUUCCACUAAUACACUAGUGUUUGGGGGAUAUUGAUACAGUGUAUUUGAAAGAAUUUGAAUAAACCAAUUUUUGAACAGUUUUGGAUCAGAAUUCAUGAAUGAAAAAAGUUUUCCAUCUAACAUAGUAUAAUUUAGUACUAAAUCACAAAAAUGUCUCAAACCCAUGUUAUCCCGAUAAUGAUCUGACCUGAACUUUUGCUGCUUGUUGAAUGGUCGAGAUGUGCAGUUCGGGUGGCAUCAUCUCAUUCGACCACCGAGGGAUCACUGUAUAGAAUAUUCAUAUCCCAGACUGUUGGGCAGAACCUAAAAUCAAAGUGUGAAUCUAGCAAUAUUUGGAUUAGUCUGUUGUUAUGCUCUAACACCUUGACUCACCUAUACAAUCUGCUCAGUUUUGUCAUUGUAAUGAAUUGCGCAUUAAGCUCAAUUUAAAAUGAGCCAUUGUGUUUUUUGUCACUGGUAAUUUCUUGAUAUAAAACCAAGUGCAAAAUUGUUACUUUGUCCAAAAUGAAUUUUAUGAACAAUCGAACAUGUUCUAAGAAUGAAAGUUUAAUCUAUGUAUCGCCCAUGCAUAGACAUGCUUGACAAACCCAACUCACUAUUGGAUACUCAAAUCAGAUCACCAUGACAUCUCUCAAUGUCUGGGCCUAAAAUGGCCUGGCUACUAUAAAUAGGGCGUUCUGUUUGAAGCGUUCAUGAAAUGAAUACUCAUUGUCAUUUGGAGUGUCUCCAUUGUGUGAAUGAAUACACACUGACGCUGCGUUCUUAACAAUCAUUUAUAAAGUAUUGAAAUUACGAAAUUUUUUUCAGGAUUGUCCUAUUUUCAUUUUAGCAAGACUCUUAUUUGCAAAUAAAGGGGACUUCUAAAAUUGACUUCACAGACAGCAUAUUCCGGUAGUCUCCCCAUCUUUUCUGAUGUGUUUCUCCCUUUGUUUAUUCUGACACUCUCCAUUUUUGUUAUUUGUUCAAUCUUUUAAAGAUCCUUAGCUUGUGUGCAACUUGCACUCUGGCUUUUGUACAGCUUAAAAUGUGUACAUAUAUAUGUAUUAUAGUAGUAAUGCUGAAUAAGUAAAGAAUAUCGGUAAUACCACAUGCAGAUUAAAAUUUGCUUAAGACGUUCAAAUUUCCCGGUCUGAAAACGCUGAUAUAAUCCUUCAACAAACCUAUUUGAAAUCAAAGUAGUCUUCGUGCUUUUUGCUUCACAUUUUUAUGUAAUAUACAAAAAGAACCUAUUUUUCAUAAAAUCAUCUACCAUUUUCGGACCUCCGUCUUUUAGAGUAUGUUAUCAUGCUUUGUUAUUUGCAUUACAUAAGCAAACUAAUUAUUUGUGUGAAAAACUAACCCGUACGUUUUUGAAGUUUAUUUUUUUCUUUUGAUCUGCCUUAUUUAUUUUCUGACAUGUGUGAUUGCGCAACAUAUUGAACUCCUCUGAAAUACACUGGACAUGGUUAAGUUAUGUAUUUGUCUGGUGGUAAAUGAUUUGACUUAAUCAUUUUUUAGACUGAUCCUUAGUUUCUCUACUCUGUUAAGUUGUGUGUUUAAAAUCGUUGGUGUAAAAUUUUUUUGUAUUCCUGUAUUCACAAUGGCUUAUUAUUACAUCAACAAUGCAAACAAGAAAUGUUUCAAUGAUA
This is a messenger RNA of Styela clava, 4105 nucleotides long. Its product is annotated as ubiquitin-conjugating enzyme E2 R2-like. The record is from RefSeq and is a predicted model, not a curated record. Lineage: Eukaryota; Metazoa; Chordata; Ascidiacea; Stolidobranchia; Styelidae.